CAGUUUUGUGUUACCGUCGAGAACGGUGAUUGCGUAUACGGUACUGUAUAUAGUAGGCCUAUACCUUAUUGUCAACUUUGUCUUGGGAUUUAAUGAGAUUUUUGUAUAUUGAUAUCUUCCGCUUCUGCACCUGGUAUAUUGUAUUCAGAAAUUAGGUAGAAGACUACGAUUGAUUCGCCCUUAUCUUAGAAUUCAAGUUUUGAAUUCCUUUCUUUGGACAUUUCUAUAGCUCGAUUUUUCACAUUAUCGCGUCUUAAUUAAGUACAAGAUAAUUUUUAUACUUCCCUGACUAUAAUCAAUUGUGAGGAAUACUGCGUGCGUGCACUUUGUAACUAGCGAGUGUGUCGUACAUCUCUAAUGACACGCCAGGAUAUUCUUGAUAUUUAAUCGAUGCCAUACACGUAGAGGACUUAUAUUGAAGGAAAUGUUGUUUGCAUUCUAUAGAGCCAACGACGCGUGUUGUACAUGUUUACCUGCCGUUAUUUGAUACGGUCUGCGCUGAGUUUGUGUACCGCCAAGUGUUUGAAGUAACGAUGGUGAACUAACACAGUCAGGAACAGCUUCAUUUCAUCAGUGAUUUCUUUAGCCAAAGCUGUGCUGAAAUAUUAGGAAUGAAUUUCUCUUUCUCAGCAAUCAACACACUAAAUUAAUAUCUGAAACACACGACCGUUUAAUACAAUCGCUGCCGGAAUUAUCCUACACGAUUGUGAAAUAUUGGAGUUUACUCCCUGGGAAACAAAAGGCUUGAAAUACUCUGUCACACAAAGUGGACUUUAUCAAUACACGUUAUACGCACGGAACGCCCUGCUUAUACACGAUGGAUGAUUCAACGGAUAAAUCUUCUGUAAGAUCGCAUUCCACUGUUGAUCAUCCAGUGUAUGGACCAAUAUGCUACAGAAGACGAACACGGAAACCUUCCAGAUGGUCCGUGGUCUCCAGAAGAAUUUCAAUGAUGGGAGGAGGACGCAAUGCAGCCAUGUUCCGCUCUAGCAAGACUUCCACAGUCGUACCACCAAAACCUCGUUUGGAGAAUACGUACAAAAUGGAUCCAGAUACAGGUGCAGGAUUCAAACACGACAAAGUCGAACAAGAAGUAUCAGUUAUCCUCGAACGAGUGUUGAAAUACGAAGAGUAUGACGCAAAUUGUGGCAGACUAGCGGCCAGGUUGACAGAACUGAUAAAAUCCAAGAUCAAAGAACUGCACUUCAGUCGCCAUAAACUCGUAGUUCAUGUGGUCAUUGGGUCUCAGCAGGGUCAGAGCCUUGAGAUCGCUAGCCAGUGUCUUUGGAACCAAAGCACGGAUAAUUUCUGUUCUGCCUGGUACCAAAAUGGUACUUUAUUUGCAAUUGCUACGGUGUAUGGUGUGUACUUCGAGUGAAUGUUUUUUACAAGCUUAAGUCAUUUUUUCUGUUCAGUAGGACUAUUCCAAUUUUAGUCGCAUUGUUCUUAGACUGGGACAUAGUGAACAUUUUUAGCAAGAAAUAAAUAUUUCGGCGCCUGUUAGGCCUACAUUAUUUUAUACUUUGCACUGUACGGUAUUCGAAUCUUCCGAAUAUAUUGGAAUCAAA
Molecule: messenger RNA, 1568 nt
Organism: Anneissia japonica
Lineage: Eukaryota; Metazoa; Echinodermata; Crinoidea; Comatulida; Comatulidae
Product: tctex1 domain-containing protein 2-like
Exons: 1
Coding region: 818-1378 (186 amino acids)
Biological process (GO): microtubule-based movement
Cellular component (GO): cytoplasmic dynein complex; cytoplasm
Molecular function (GO): dynein intermediate chain binding
Source: RefSeq, a predicted model, not a curated record